AGAUCUUCACCAUGUGUAUUGCGCGCCAAAAGAUUCCCGAUUAAUCAUUACACAAGGGAUGACUUUUAUAAUAUCUAAAUUCAGCCAAAAAUACCGCACUGAACAAAGGAAUAUGUUGCGAUGUGUAUCAGUGUGUAUUUCUAGUGUAUUGAUCAGCUGUUGAUUGCAAGUCUGGGAAAAGAUCGGGCUGUAUAAUGGAAGACGAUAAGAUCGAGCGUCUUCGGGAGCGGAUCCUGCAGUGCCCGAUAUGCAUGGAUGAAUACAAAGACCCGCGAAUACUACCCUGUCAUCACACGGUGUGUUUGAAUUGUCUUCUUGAUUACGUCAGACAUUCCUCGUCAUCCGGGCGUUUAUUUCGAUGUCCUCAGUGUAGGUCUGAUAUCUGUGUGCCACGAGGCGGCGUCAAAGAUUUCCCGCCAAAUUUUUACGUCAACUGCAUUCAGGACGAACUUGGGUCGCGUCCUUAUUUCGGAAUCUGCGAUAUUUGUGAACGAGAUUGGCUUAUUUCGCAGUACAGGUGUGUAGAUUGUGACCUUGAUAUAUGCCGAUUUUGUAUUCACGAGCAUAGACUUUUUAAACAUGAUGCCGGAAGGGAUGUGACAAUCAUGCGCAUAGAGACGGGAAAUAUUACGUCAUAUAUGGCAUCAGAAAAAGGUUGUGAGAACCAUUCAGGGGAAGCAUUGCAGAUGUUCUGUAGCACGUGCGAAGUAGCCGUAUGCGUCACUUGUGUUUGUGAAACACACAAAAAACAUGAAACAAUGCCUUUAAUAAAGAAACUGAUGGCAUCGCAAAAAGCACUCCAAUUUGACCUCGACGAUUUGAAAACCGAGGUCAAACUAACACAGGAUUCUUUGACAGAGGUACGCAAUCUUCGAACAAAAAUACAAGAGAAGUCCGAUAGCACGAUGACGUCAAUUCGUUUACGAGCCCGGGAACUUGCAAUCGAAAUGGACAAAAUGGCUGAACUGAAAAUAGAAAAAGUCCGAGAAACCUCGAGUAAAGUCCUCCAAGAUAUUGACAGCUACAUCAAAGAACUCGAUCUUCUUCACAAUCAGGCAAGGAGGGGGUGUGGCUUCUUAGAGGACUUACAAGAGGACGACGUCAGCUUGGAAUUAUUCACGUGCUUCACCAAAUAUAAGAAAGGGCUAGAGGUUGUCCGAAAAUCAGCACUAAAUAAAACAAUCCAAACACAGAUUCCCAAUUUUGAACCCGGAAAAAUAUGGCAGUAUUUUGGAUACCACUUUAUACGGUUUGGAGACCUGAAAUUUGUCAAGGAAAAGACAAUUUUCUUGGAACAGGAAAGAGAACCACGGUUUACCGGAACUUCCAAAUGCCGGAAGUUGUACUCUGUCAUUCGACUAGGACUUUAUUUGUUAUUCUUCCUUCUUAUAAUUUCCGGAUUUUGUAUUCUGACUAAUAAUUUGUGGACUUCCGAUCACGUGUAUCUCGAGGGAAUUGUGGGUUGGCUUUUCUUCCUACACCUUACAAUCACCGGUGCUUUUGCUUUCUACAAGUCAAGAUAAACAAAGUGAUAAUAAAAGAAUUGCGUUUUUUUGUUGUUUCAAAUUGCUUAAUCAAGUGUCUUACCAUGCAUGGUCUUCUGGAAGCUUUUAUUAUAUACAUCAUGACCAGUUUAGGAUCUAAUAUAUUCACUGUGCAAUGUAAACACAAUAACUUUUUUUUUUAAUAUGAGUGAUAUUGGAAGUUUCGUUUUUACAAUCCAAUGUCCAUAUCUAGAUAGCGCAAAUUUUAUAAUUAAUAUAUCAAUUGACUGAUAUUAUACGAGGAACAGAAAUAAAACAAAAAU
Saccostrea cuccullata (small rock oyster) is the source of this 1807-nucleotide messenger RNA. Its product is annotated as E3 ubiquitin-protein ligase TRIM56-like. The transcript is spliced from 2 exons. The record is from RefSeq and is a predicted model, not a curated record. NCBI's taxonomy places the organism in Eukaryota, Metazoa, Mollusca, Bivalvia, Ostreida, Ostreidae. Gene Ontology annotation, molecular function: zinc ion binding. Bases 195 to 1523 code for a protein of 442 amino acids.